AUGUCCCGACUUCUCCGACCCGCUGCCCGUCUGGCGCUCUCAUCACGAGCUGCUGCCGUUAAGGCUCCCGCUGCUGCCUCCUUCACCCAGGCUCCCCGAGCUAUCACCACUCCCGUCUUCUUUGGCGCUCAACAGAGCAGGAAGUAUGCUGAGGGUGCUGGUGUAAAGGAGUACACCGUCCGAGAGGCUCUUAAUGAGGCUCUCGCGGAAGAGCUCGAGUCCAACCCCAAGGUCUUCAUCCUGGGUGAGGAGGUUGCUCAGUACAAUGGUGCAUACAAGGUUACCAAAGGUCUUCUGGACCGCUUCGGCGACAAGCGCGUCAUCGAUACCCCCAUCACCGAGUCCGGUUUCUGCGGUCUUGCCAUUGGUGCUGCUUUGAGCGGUCUGCACCCCGUUUGCGAGUUCAUGACCUUCAACUUUGCCAUGCAGGCCAUCGAUCAAAUCGUCAACUCCGCCGGAAAGACCCUCUACAUGUCCGGUGGUAUCCAGCCCUGCAACAUCACAUUCCGUGGCCCGAACGGUUUCGCCGCCGGUGUCGCUGCUCAGCACUCUCAGGACUACUCUGCCUGGUAUGGCAGCGUUCCUGGUCUCAAGGUUGUCUCUCCUUGGAGCGCUGAAGAUGCCAAGGGCCUGCUCAAGGCUGCCAUUCGCGACCCCAACCCCGUCGUCGUCCUCGAGAACGAACUUAUGUACGGCCAGUCCUUCCCCAUGUCCGAGGCUGCCCAGAAGGAUGAUUUCGUCAUUCCUUUUGGUAAGGCCAAGGUUGAGCGUACCGGAAAGGAUCUCACCAUUGUCUCCCUCUCUCGAUGUGUUGGUCAGUCUUUGGUCGCCGCCGAGAACCUGAAGAAGAAUUACGGCAUCGAGGCUGAGGUCAUCAACCUGCGCUCUGUCAAGCCUCUCGAUGUUGAGACCAUCGUCAAGUCCGUUAAGAAGACCCACCGCCUUCUCUCCGUCGAGUCCGGCUUCCCUCACUACGGUGUCGGUUCUGAGAUUCUUGCUCUGACCAUGGAAUACGCUUUCGACUACCUUGAUGCUCCUGCUCAACGUGUCACAGGUGCUGACGUCCCCACACCUUAUGCUCAGAAGCUCGAGGAAAUGAGCUUCCCUACUGAGAAGGUCAUUGAGGACUAUGCUGCCAAACUGCUGCGAGUCUAA
Messenger RNA from Pochonia chlamydosporia 170, 1155 nucleotides. RefSeq names its product pyruvate dehydrogenase E1 component beta subunit, mitochondrial precursor. The coding region runs from base 1 to 1155 and encodes 384 amino acids. The transcript has 2 exons. NCBI's taxonomy places the organism in Eukaryota, Fungi, Ascomycota, Sordariomycetes, Hypocreales, Clavicipitaceae. Gene Ontology annotation, molecular function: pyruvate dehydrogenase (acetyl-transferring) activity. The record is from RefSeq and is a predicted model, not a curated record. Gene Ontology annotation, biological process: pyruvate decarboxylation to acetyl-CoA.